Cloeon dipterum is the source of this 2562-nucleotide messenger RNA. RefSeq lists its product as uncharacterized. The coding region runs from base 1735 to 2562 and encodes 275 amino acids. The record is from RefSeq and is a predicted model, not a curated record. Lineage: Eukaryota; Metazoa; Arthropoda; Insecta; Ephemeroptera; Baetidae. The transcript has a single exon.
UAACAGCGGCAAGCUGCUGCUGAACGAGAUUGACAUGAGGUUAACUUUAACACGAAACCCCGACAGCGUCGUGUGCAUGGUGAGCAAAAGUGACAUAGCGCCUAAAAUUGUGAUCGACGACGCUGUUCUCUAUGUGAGAAAAGUAAAUGUAAGCCCCACCAUCAUGCUGGCACACGCGAAAAUGCUGCAAAAUGUUACGGCCAAAUAUAAUUACACGCGUGUAGAAAUGAACACUUGGACUAUACCAGCUGGAGUCACUCAUCACACGCUCGAGAACUUAUUUCUCGGACGCGUGCCCACAAGGAUAAUUUUUGGUCUUGUUAAAAAUUCCGCAGUUUCGGGGAACUACAUGGAAAACUGCUUUGAUUUCCAGAACUACUCGGUGUCGCAGCUCACCCUAUCCAUAAACGGAAAAAUUGUAAACUCCUCGCCGUACUCGCUGAACUUCGCAGGAAAUGAAAACUACCUUGUCCCAUUCAUGUUCUCUUUCAUUUCGACUGGUAAUUUUCUGGCGGACGAUGGCUAUUGCGUGAAUAGGCAGGACUAUAAAGACGGCUACUGCCUGUACGCCUAUGACCUCUCGCCAAACGAAAGUGCCAGUUUCGAUUACUGCUCGCCGCCGCAGCAAGGGAACGUACGGCUUGAACUAACAUUUAAAAUCCCGCUGGCGCACGUCGUUAAUGUCGUUUGUCAUGCCGAGUACCCUGAAACGCUGGAGAUAGACCGAAACAGAGAGGUGAUGAUCCAAUAUAAGAAAUAGCUAUUCGUACGGUAGCGUCAUAAGGGAAGAUGGCUCUGAUCGUAGAGGUUCAGGGCUUCUGCUGCUCGUCGUUUCUGCCAAAAGAAGUUUUUUUGCUGGCGGAUGACUUGUCCAGAAAAUAUUUGAUAAAGCCCGGGAUGGAUUUCAGUUCGCUGAGCGACAAAGAGAAAAAAACGAUCGCGUGGAAUUCGCGUUAUUAUCACAAAAUACCGUGGCACAUGGGCAACUGCACAAUGACCGACUUCAUCUUGAGUAUAAAUAUGAUUGCACCCGGCUACAAAUACAUUGUUACAAAGGGCAGCACCAAAGCAGCUUAUCUGAGCGAGAUACUAAGCAGGCGCGUUCACGAUCUUUCUUUCUACGGCUGCCCCAGUGUGCGCGGAGCCACGGCCGCUUGCAAAUUACAUUUUUCAUCAGACGCGCGCUGCGCCGAGUCGAGUGCGAGAGUCAUAAAAAAAUUUCUAGAUGGACACGGUGAUGUUGAAAAGCUGCUUGGCGGGUCUUCAGGAGAGAGCGAAAAGUAAUACGCACGUUGGCGUGUACGCCGCGGAUAUGCUUCCUCGCAGAAAACUCAAGCGCCCCGCAGCGAUCGUAGUUAACACGGCCCCAUCGAGAGAAACCACCGGUCAUUGGAUCUCGAUUUAUCUCCCCGUGCGCGGAAAAAUAAUAUUUUUCGACUCGUACGGGAUGGGACCGCACGUUCCAACACACGAGAAAUUUUUGAAGAGGCAAGGAAAAUUCACGUACAACAAAAAAUGUUACCAGUCGGUAAAUUCCGUUGUGUGUGGUGGGUACGCUUUACUUUUCCUCGCUUCAAAAAUGGGGGUCAUAAAGUCGUUUAAGAAUAGCAUGACGGAGAACAAGCAGCAAAACGACGACUUUAUCGCACUUGCCUGUGGAAAUCUAAUGAAUCGUUUGGGGGUGGAACUCUAAGUCCUCCAAUCUAACCACCAGAUGGCGGUCCAAAGGUAUAAAUGUUCUCGCGGUGGACGGGUCUAAGUAGCAAGGCUCCAGUCACGCGACAAGUAUCAUCACCGGUCUCGCCAACAAGCAGCCAUAUGGACAGGAAAUUUCUGUUUAAUCGCGGUGAUAAGCCGUACGCAAGGCCGCUGGAGGAGACUGUUCUGGACAAGAAGAAGAAAAUCACUUAUGAUCCGGUGGACAGAUGCCAUGAGGUUCUCCGCAGGAUUUACCCCAUCAACAAGAGCGGCGGCAAGCAGAUCAUCAUUGGUUGCGAUCCUCUUGAAGACUACAACCCCGUCAUUCUACUUAAAAAACCAGGAACCCGCGGUGUGAAGCUGCAGCACGAAGCUUCUGUGAGGUUCAUCGACUGCUUUGAGAAAUUCACCGAGUUUUUCAAAGCAGACGCGGAUCCUCAGAACAAGAUUUUGCGCCUGACGGACAGCGCCACUGUUGAAUUUGGCUAUCACUACAACAAAAAGGCGAUUUUCGUCCGCGUUGACGGAUCCGAGCCGAACGGGCAGCUCUUAAUCAUGAACUGCUACACUUGGCAAUUCAUGCGGACCAUCAUGCCGCUGAUUGUUCACACGUUCGGCCUGCUGAGCAAGUACUCCGCUGAGCUGAAAAAGAUGAGCGAUGUCAUGAAGGUGCACUUGGCAACACACUUCAAGCUCAGCGACCCGCAGGAAGUAGGACGAGCCGAGCAAUACCUCUCCGAGAUGAAGACAGACGACAUCAACUUCGAACCUGACGAGAAGGGAGAGGCGCUGUCCACCCUGGACUACUACGCCUGCUUCUGUGAGAUCAAGCGUUUCUGUAUUCAUUCUUUGACAUCUCAAUAA